This is a messenger RNA of Cebus imitator (Panamanian white-faced capuchin), 2686 nucleotides long. RefSeq names its product cyclin dependent kinase like 1 (gene CDKL1). Gene Ontology annotation, cellular component: nucleus. The coding region runs from base 868 to 2034 and encodes 388 amino acids. The record is from RefSeq and is a predicted model, not a curated record. The transcript is spliced from 10 exons. NCBI's taxonomy places the organism in Eukaryota, Metazoa, Chordata, Mammalia, Primates, Cebidae. Gene Ontology annotation, molecular function: ATP binding; cyclin-dependent protein serine/threonine kinase activity. Gene Ontology annotation, biological process: protein phosphorylation.
GAGAACUGCUCCCAGGGCAAGUACCCGCGUUGAUGCUGGCACUGGGAACGGGGCGGAUGAUAAAGUGGGAGGCAGUCUGCCCAGUGGCAACUGACCUGAUUUCAUGAUUUCCCCAGGUCCAUCCGAUUCCCGCCAACGUGCUCAGACUUGAGCAGUAGGAGUCGGCUGGGAGAAGGAUGGGGGAAAGGAACCGAAAACAGUUAAGGGAGCUUCUGCAAGCUUCCACCUCCCACACUAAAAGAGUCGGACAGCAGAAGACUGCAGCGGAACCUUCUCUGCUGGGGGAGGAAAGUGCUGACUUUAACCAGUUUCUGCGGCCUCGCCUUCCUCUUCUUUCCUUUCUCCCUCUCAUUCAUUCACUGACGCCGCAGCGCUGAUCAGCCCCGGCACAGAAGCGGCCUCCAAGGGACUAAAGGGAAUAACCGCAGCUCUGAGACCCGUGACAAACACCCAUCGUUGGGUGGGGCUCUAAUAAAGUCCGUUCGUGCCAAUAUUUUAUAAGCGACGUUUUCAAACAAUGUGAAGAUCCUUUUUUUUUUUUUUUUUUUUUUGAUAGAGUCUCCAACUGUCGCCCGGGCUGGAGUGUAAAGGUGCGAUCUCGGCUCACUACAACCUCCGCCUCCCGGGUUCAAGUGAUUCUCCUGCCUCAGCCUCCUGAGUAGCUGGGGACUACAGGCGCCCACCACUACACCCGGCUAAUUUUUUGUAGUUUUAGUAGAGUCGGGGUUUCACUAUGUUGGCCAGGCUGGUCUCGAAUUCCUGACCUCGUGAUCCACCUGCCUCGGCCUGCGAAAGUGCUGGGAUUACAGGCAUCAGCCACCGCGCCCGACCGAUGAUCUGAUCCAUUUUAAGAUUUAUUCCUCUACGAUGGAGAAGUAUGAAAAAAUUGGGAAAAUUGGAGAAGGAUCCUAUGGAGUUGUUUUCAAGUGUAGAAACAGGGACACGGGUCAGAUUGUUGCCAUCAAGAGGUUUCUGGAAUCAGAAGAUGACCCUGUCAUAAAGAAAAUCGCCCUUCGGGAAAUCCGCAUGCUCAAGCAACUCAAGCAUCCCAACCUUGUCAACCUCCUGGAAGUCUUCAGGAGGAAACGGAGGCUUCACCUCGUGUUUGAAUAUUGUGACCACACAGUUCUCCAUGAGUUGGACAGAUACCAAAGAGGGGUACCAGAACAUCUCGUGAAGAGCAUAACUUGGCAGACCUUGCAAGCUGUAAAUUUUUGCCAUAAACACAAUUGCAUACAUAGAGAUGUGAAGCCAGAAAAUAUCCUCAUCACAAAACAUUCCGUGAUUAAGCUUUGCGACUUCGGAUUUGCUCGGCUUUUGACUGGACCGAGUGACUAUUAUACAGACUACGUGGCUACCCGGUGGUACCGCUCCCCUGAGCUGCUGGUCGGGGACACGCAGUACGGUCCCCCAGUGGAUGUUUGGGCAAUUGGCUGUGUCUUUGCUGAGCUGCUGUCUGGAGUGCCUCUGUGGCCAGGAAAGUCAGAUGUGGAUCAGCUCUAUCUGAUUAGGAAAACCUUGGGGGAUCUCAUUCCUAGGCACCAGCAAGUGUUUAGCACGAAUCAGUACUUCAGUGGAGUGAAAAUUCCAGACCCUGAAGAUAUGGUGAGUAACCCAUUUUGGAGAGGGCUCUGUAGGCCAGCAUGUGCACAAUCCAGAAUUGGUUAUCGGGAGCUGGUUCCCUGUCCAAAAUACUACUGUACUAUGAAAGUUGGCCACAGCACCAGAAGAAGAAGGAAUUUUCUGUUCUUUCAGGGCUGUCUCCACAUGGACCCUAGUGAGAGACUGACAUGUGAACAGCUGUUGCACCACCCAUAUUUUGAAAACAUCAGAGAAAUAGAGGAUUUGGCAAAAGAACAUGACAAACCAACAAGGAAGACCCUAAGAAAGAGCCGAAAGCACCACUGCUUUACAGAAACAUCCAAGUUGCAGUAUUUACCCCAGCUAACUGGCAGCAGCAUCCUUCCAGCUUUGGAUAAUAAGAAGUACUACUGUAAUACCAAGAAACUUAACUACCAUUUUCCAAACAUUUAAAGGUGCUAGGAGACAUGAUUUUAAAAAAGGAAUCGAUAGAUUCUUUGAAGAAAAUAAAACGUAUACAGUUGAUUGAAAACAAUUACAAUGUUGAAAACAUACCAAGAGAAAACAUAAGCAAGAAAUUGGGAGGCCACUUGGCACAAUACGAAGGGAAAUUCCAGAUCCAGUCUUCCAUGCUUGAUAAUGGUGUACAGAAAAGUGUUUGGAGUUUCACCUGUAUUUCAAUUUAUGUAAGCAGCCGAGUUUAUGAACAGCAUAUGAACUGUCCCAUACCUCUGGCAAAACCAGAUGAUGUCAAAAAGAUUUAUGUUUCACUUGUACCAAAUGCCACACAAGAAGAAUGGACUACAAAAUACCUAUACAUAUUUCCUCCGAUCUCUGUUGCCUUGACUCCUAUCUCUUGCCUCUCAGAUUGUUUCAGCAUAUUUAAGGCUAGUUCUAUUUCUUGAAAUCAAAAUGUUUAAAAUCCCAUUUCCUGCUUGCUCUAUUGCUUGAUUUUUAUAUCUUAAAACAUUUUGUGGGUAACACUUAGAUUCAAAAUAUUUAAAAACAUAUGAGUUAUCACAAAGACUUGGUAAUUUCUAUAUUUAAUUAUAUGUUUAUACAUUUCAUUCUUAUAAGGAUGUACCUUAGUCACUUUUGCAGGCAA